CUUUAUUUUCUAAAAAUUAUUUCUUUUGAGUUUUGCUUUCCUGGGGGGAUUGAAAAUCUGAAAUAAUUUUCUUCGCCAGGAAAAUCCGAAAAACCAAAAGAAAAUUUAAAAAUUCCCCAGUUUUAGUCAAAUCUCUUGUACCCCGUGCCUUGUCUGCUUGUACCUCGGCUCGUCAUUGUCAAUGAACUAAUCAAAACAGUGAAAGAUUUUCUUUUUCUCUGUUUCUUUUUCCGAUAAUUUUGAGAUUUUGGUUCCUUUCUGGGAAAGCCAAGUAUAAAAAAGUCCUCUGUUUGUGAAAGUGUAAAUCGUACCUGAAUCUUUCUUGCUUUUCCCUCUGUGUUCCCGUUUAGAAGAUUUGAUGGAGCGUGACGGGUGGGACAAUGGGAGGGUGACGUGCGGCUCGUGGAUCCGGAGACCCGAGAAUGUCAAUCUGGUCGUUCUGGGAAAAGCGGGGAAAUCCGGUUCUUCCCCUUCCGUCAUCGAAAUCUUCUCCUUUGAUCCCGUCACGACUUCCCUCUCUUCCUCUCCUCUGGCUACCCAUGUGCUUGAGCAUAUCGAUGGUGAGCCAAUAACCAUUGCAGUGCACCCUAGUGGAGAUGAAUUUGUGUGCUCUACCACCAACGGUGGCUGCAAGUUAUUUGAGCUGUAUGGUCGAGAAACACAUUUAAAGUUGUUGGCUAAGGAACUACCUCCUCUCCAGGAUGUCGGUCAACAAAAAUGUUUAGCCUUCAGUGUAGAUGGAUCGAAAUUUGCAACUGGUGGAGUGGAUGGGAAUCUCAGGAUUUUUGGGUGGCCAAGCCUGCAAAUCAUUUUACAUGAGCCUCAAGCACAUAAAUCCGUGAGAGAUAUGGAUUUUAGCCUAGAUUCCGAGUUCUUAGCUUCAACAUCUACUGAUGGUUCAGCAAGAAUUUGGAAGACAGAAGAUGGUGUUCCUCUGACAACUUUGGCUCGCAAUUCGGAUGAAAAGAUCGAAUUGUGUUGCUUUUCAAUGGAUGGAACAAAGCCAUUUUUGUUUUGUAGCAUUCAAAGAGGUGAUAAAUCUGUAACUGCGGUUUAUGACAUUAGCACAUGGAACAAAAUUGGGCACAAGAGGUUGCUCGGAAAGCCUGCUUCCACAAUGUCCAUCAGCCUGGAUGGAAAGUAUCUUGCUCUGUUUUGUAGGGUUGUGCUUACUACUUCCAGUGAAUGGGGGGCAACGGUGACGAAAUUAAACGUGCCUGCAGAUUGGAAAGAGUGGCAAAUAUAUGUGUUGCUCAUAGGUUUGUUUUUGGCAUCUGCUGCUGCAUUUUACAUAUUCUUCGAGAAUUCUGAUUCAUUUUGGAACUUCCCACUUGGGAAGAAUCAACCAAGACCGAAGCUAGGAUCGUUUAUCAGAGAUCAAAAGUCAUCUGAUGAUCAAAAUAUGUGGAGUGCAUUCGGACCAUUAGAUAUGUGAGUUGUUCCUCGGAUUCGGACACGAAAGCCGAGAGAAGUGUACGAUAAUUUGUUUGUCUUGACAUCUCUUAUACGUUCUUUCCGGGUUAUUUUAAAUUUUUUUUGAGAUACUGCGAAAUUCUAUUUAUCAAAGAAAGACCUCCUGGGAAAGGCCUAUAAGAUUUCAGAAGGUGAUUUUUGGCAAGAUUUUUGCCUCUUCAUUAUGCAAAAGUGUACUUUUUUAGAA
Molecule: messenger RNA, 1660 nt
Organism: Carica papaya (papaya)
Lineage: Eukaryota; Viridiplantae; Streptophyta; Magnoliopsida; Brassicales; Caricaceae
Source: RefSeq, a predicted model, not a curated record